AUGCCGCGUGCGCGGCUGUCUUCUGGCAAUGCCGCCUCUGUACUGAAGGCUGCGCCCCUGUCGACGUCCGCUGCCCGUCGCCAGGCGACGCCUGCGCCGCAGCCACCCAAGAUGGUCAAGCUGUCGAUCAACGGCAAGGACGUCGAGGUCGAGCAGGGAACUGCGAUCAUCCAGGCCUGUGAGAAGGCGGGUGCUCAGAUCCCCCGCUUUUGCUACCACGAGCGUCUCAAUGUCGCCGGCAACUGCCGCAUGUGCCUUGUCGAGAGCAAGGGCGCCCCCAAGCCGCUCGCCUCGUGUGCCUUCCCCGCGAUGCCCGGCCAGCAGAUCUUUACCGACACGCCGCUCGUGGCCAAGGCGCGCGAGGGCGUGAUGGAGUUCCUGCUCCAGAACCACCCCCUCGACUGCCCUAUUUGCGACUGGGGCGGUGAGUGCGAUCUGCAGGACCAGGCGAUGCGCUACGGUGGCGACCGCUCGCGCUUCCACGAGGUCGCCGGCAAGCGCGCCGUCGAGGACAAGUACUUUGGCCCGCUCGUCAAGACGGUCAUGACGCGCUGCAUUCAGUGCACCCGCUGUGUGCGUUACGCCAACGAGGUCGCUGGUGUGCAGGACCUCGGCACCACGGGCCGUGGCAACCAGAUGCAGAUCGGCAUGUACGUCGAAAAGAUGCUCGACUCGGAGAUGUCGGGCAACAUUGUCGACCUGUGCCCCGUCGGUGCGCUCACGUCGCGCCCCCAGGCGUUCCAGGCGCGCCCGUGGGAGCUCAAGAAGGUCGAGUCGGUCGACGUCCUCGAUGCGGUCGGCUGCAACAUCCGUGUCGACGCGCGCGACCUGCAGGUCAUUCGCGUGCUCCCCCGCACCAACGACGAUGUGAACGAGGAGUGGAUUAACGACAAGACGCGCUACGCCGUCGACGGUCUCAAGUACCAGCGCCUGACCGUCCCCCUGAUCCGCCAGGGCGACCGCUUCGUGCCUGCGUCGUGGCCCGAGGCGAUGCACACCAUCGCCGAGGGUCUCAAGGCGAGUGGCGCGCAAGGCAACGAGAUCCAGGGUGUGGCGGGCGGCCUGGCCGACGCCGAAUCGAUGGUCGCGCUCAAGGACCUCGUGAACAAGCUCGGCUCGGAGAAUGUGGUCACGGACGAGCCCCGCGGCGAGGCCGCGCCGGUGAACGGCGUCGACGUUCGCGCGAACUACACGUUCAACUCGCAGAUCACGGGCCUGGACGAGGCCGACUAUGUGAUCCUUAUCGGCACGAACCCCCGCCACGAGGCGACGAUCAUUAACGCGCGCCUGCGCAAGAACUACCUGCGCCGCUUCCAGGACAUUGCGCUGAUCGGCGAGAAGGUCGACCUGACCUACGAGUACGACCACCUCGGCACCGACGCGCAGGCCGUUGCGGACCUUGCCGCGGGCCGUGGCGCGGGCGCCGAGCGCCUGCAGGCCGCCGAGAAGCCGAUGGUGAUUGUCGGCAGCGGCGUCGCGGACCACCCCGACGGCGCGGCGAUCCUCAAGAACGUCGCACAGCUCGUCGAGGCCAACGCCGGCAAGCUGCUCACGCCCGAGUGGAACGGCUUCAACUUCCUCCAGCGCUCCGCCUCGCGUGUUGCCGCGCGCGAUAUCGGCUACAGCGGCCGCCCCGAGACGGAGAAGGUGCAGCCCAAGUUUAUGUAUUUGCUCAACGCCGACGACAUCACUGCGCAAAAGAUCCCCCAGGACGCGUUCGUGGUGUACCAGGGCCACCACGGCGACGUUGGCGCGCAGUUCGCAGACGUCUGCCUGCCGGGUCUUGCAUACACGGAGAAGAGCGCGACCUACGUCAACACCGAGGGCCGCGCGCAGCUGACGCGCGCCGCAGUGAGUGGCGCGGGCGCCGCACGCGAGGACUGGAAGAUUGUCCGCGCGCUCUCCGAGGUGGUCGGCGUCCCGCUGCCGUACGACGACACGAUGGGUGUGCGCCACCGCAUGUUUGAUAUCUCGCCGACGCUCGUGCGCUACGACGCGGUGGAGCCGACCUCGAGCACCACCGCCACACUCGGCCUGCAGCAGCUCGCUGCGGCGCCUGCGCAGGCGACCGGCACCCCGCUCCUGCGGCCGAUCGACAACUUCUACCAGACGGACCCUGUGUCGCGCGCCUCGCCCACCAUGGCCAAGUGCGUCCAGGCGUUUGUGCUCAAGACCCCGUCGGAGAAGCACGAAUUUGCCCAGGCCGCGGCAACCCCCGAUCCGUAA
Molecule: messenger RNA, 2226 nt
Organism: Malassezia japonica
Lineage: Eukaryota; Fungi; Basidiomycota; Malasseziomycetes; Malasseziales; Malasseziaceae
Exons: 2
Coding region: 1-2226 (741 amino acids)
Biological process (GO): cellular respiration; ATP synthesis coupled electron transport
Cellular component (GO): membrane
Molecular function (GO): iron-sulfur cluster binding; NADH dehydrogenase (ubiquinone) activity
Source: RefSeq, a predicted model, not a curated record